UCUGUGAGUGCGUUUUGAGUAACGAAACGAAUUGAAUAACGAAAAUUACAAGAUUAUAAGAAGAAAAACGUGAAAAGUGAAUCAGCAGAGAACAAUCAACGAAGAGGAACAAGGGAUACAACAACAAAAACAACCACACAUCAAGUCCAAGUCCAAGCCCAAGUUAGGGCAACGGACUUGAAAGGAUUCGCCAUACCAUUGGCAGCUGGAAUUGUAUCUUGUAUACACACAGCAUACAUACAAAACCGAUACAGUAAAAGAGGAUCCCUCUGCUUUUCCCCUCACCCCUUAUACCGAUCUUUAUACUCCAUCUUCAUCCAUGAGGCAGCAGCAACCCAGAAGACAGUGAACCGCAAAAGAUACAUGCCAUGUUCCCACUAACCAACCGCUCUUCGAGUGGCAAAAGCAACAACGACAAAAAUACCAAAACCAACAUUAACAACAACAACAACAGCAACAGCAGCAACAACAACAACAACAAUAUUGGCACUAGCACUAAGGAUCAAGUGAAUUUACAAAAUAAUAAUUGGAGCUGCAAUAAAACAACCGGUCGUCGUGCUGGAAGUGGGUAUAGCUACAGUUUUUUAGAUCUUCAGUCGAUUCGUCGUCUUUUGGAACACGAUGCCGGCAGCAGCGGCAUUGGCAGCAGCAGCAGUAGCAACAACAACAGCAGCAACAGCAGCACAGGCAGCAGCAGCAGCGGCUCAGUCUGCCCCUCAUGCCGCAUCUCCUUCGAUAAGGGCAAACGACGGAAACUGAUCGACACCUGCGGCCACGAGCGUUGCUAUUCCUGUAUGUUCCGCAACGAUCAGUGUCCCAUGUGCAUGAACAGCUCGCUGAAAGUUGUUUUCUUUCCCCGAGAUGUUGAUGGCGCCAAUGCUCAGGGCUAUGAUACGGGAAUCGGUGGUUCGACAUCAACCAUAGUGAGUCCAUUGGGUUCACCACAGCCGCAACUUAGAUCUCAUGCACAGAGGAAUGCGGCAUUGGCGCGCUAUAUGCAGCAACAUCGCCAGGAGUCGCAGUCACCGGAGUACCAUCGCUAUGCGAGCAUAGGCAAAUUGCCACGGGCCACAGCUGCAACGGGCGCAACAACAACAACAACAGGAACACCAACAGCAAUAUCCGCAGCAGCAGCAGCAACAUCGACAACAUUGUCUAAUAAUGGCAACGGUCAUAUACAAACCGUCACUGUCGAUGUACACCAACAACAUCCGCAUCAUCAUCAUCAUCAUCCUCAUCAUCUUUAUUCCCAGCAGCUGCAGCAGCAGCAGCAGCAGCAACAUGGUCAUCUUGGUGCAGGAGGCAAGCAGCAAAUUAUCAUUCAUAGCAGCAGCAAUAACAACAUUAGCAGCAGCAGCAGCAACAACAAUAACAACUUGCCAUAUAACGACUUGGCACCGCCAGCCUUUGCCACACCACCAACGCGUAGGCGUUUCUUUAAUCACAAAAAUCUGCGCAGCGCCCUGACCGGACAUCGACGCACAGCCUCCAAUGGAGGUUGUCCCAUUGACACAGCAUCGAUACUAUCGGGAGAUAACCAACACGAACAUCAUCAGCAUGAGCAUAACCAUCAUCAUCAUCAUGAGCACCAUCGUGAUCAUCAGGCAAAGGAGACAAAUGCUUUGAACACUUCAACAUGCUCGGAUUCGGCGGUCACUCGUCGUCGUCGCAAGAAUGUCAGUAAUAAUAAUUUGAAAACCUCGGCGGAACAUGGAGCCAGUAGCGAGAAUCGCUUAAACCGUCUAAGCUUGGCCGGCACAUCGGUCUAUGCGGGUCAUUUGUCAUCCUUGGUCUUUGGCAAAAUUAAAUCGCUGUGGAGCGUCAAUUCAUCAAACUCCAGCGAAAUGGGACUCAAUCAAUUAGCAGGUAGCGAUGUGCUUGAUCAUCAUUCCUCGUUGCUGCUAAGCGAGAAGCAGCAAAAGGAUCAGCUACAUGCUAGAUUGGGGCUGCUCUUGAAUGACAAUUGCAACAAUGGCAACAAUUCCAGCAGCAGUGAUCCUUCGGCGCAUUCGACCAGCACGACCAGCAGCAGCGGCGUUGGCGGCGGUGGCAGCGGCGGUUGUGGCACCACCAGCAGCACCACGACAAGCAGCUCCUCCCAGAACAUCAGCCCUGAACAGACUCUGGCCAGCGGCGGCUUACUCAGUGGCAGUCAAUUGUCGGUGGCCACCACCCAUGCCAAGGAUGAUGUCCUGAGUUUAUCCAGUAAAUUCAAAAUGGGUUGCGCCAUGCAAGAUCAUCACGUGUACGAGCCGGGCAAAUCCCGUAAGCCGGCUACUCGUCGUUCAGCCAGAUCAGCCCAACAGACUGGUCCAUCGGCUGGGGGCAGAGCGGCAGCAGCUGCUCACGCAGCCGUUCAGCUGGCUCUGAAACCCUUGUUCUUUGAGGUGCCGCUGCAGGAACCCGACCCACCGUAUGUGGGACGCCAGUGGCUGGUGCAGCAACUUUCCAACAUUCUCCUGGGCACUGAGACACGCGUGGUGCUUAUCAACGGACAGCCGGGCACGGGGAAGACUGCCUUUUGCCUGCAGCUGGUGGAUUACUCUUGCUUUGGCCGACGACGACGACAGAUGCCCGAAGAUCCGGAUGGCAUUUACAGUCAACUGCAAUUACAGCUGGGCAACAAUGAACGCAUGCGGGGAUUGGCCUCCCACAUGGUGGGCUAUCACUUCUGUCAGGCGGAUGCCAAUCUAACCUGCCAGGUGCCAGAUUUCGUUCACUCCCUGGCCGCCCAGUUGUGUCAGGCACCGCAAUUGACUGCCUAUCGGGAUUACUUACUGUCCGAACAGCAUUUACAGGAUAUAUUGAGUGUGCGCGAAUGCAUUGCGGAUGCCGAGCGAGUGAUGCGUUUGGCCAUCUUGGAGCCCUUGGCUCAAUUGCAUCGCGGCGGCAAGAUACCAGCCAAGGUGGCUGUUAUCCUGGUAGAUGCUCUCUGCGAGGCGGAAUACCAUAGGCCCGAUCAUGGUCAUACCAUAGCAAGUUUUCUGGCCAAAAUGACGCCACAUUUUCCGACAUGGCUCAAGCUGGUGGCCACUGUGCGUACCCAAAUGCUGGAGCUGGUCAAGGCGCCGAGUUACACGCAAUUAACCCUGGAUAGCUGGGCCAGCAGUCAGUCCCUGCAGCAGGAUAUGCUGGACUAUAUCAGUGCUCGUCUCUCCCACAGUCCGGAGAUCCAGAAUAAUAUUGUCGGCGGCAAUGGCAUGGGUAAUGGUGGCAGCCUGGGCCUUGGCUCCCAGUCUCAGCCAACCAAAUUUGUCUCACAUUUGCAAUCAUUGAGUCGCGGCUCAAUGCUGUAUGCCAAGUUGAUAUUGGAUCUAAUUGCACGUGGUCAAUUGGUUAUCAAGUCCUCGAGCUACAAAGUUUUGCCCGUCUCCCUGGCCCAGAUAUUUUUGUUGCACUUCAAUUUACGUUUUCCGACUGCACGGAGUUUCGAGCAGGCGGCUCCCAUACUCAAUAUCUGCCUAGCUGCCCUCUAUCCAUUGACGCUGGACGAGAUCUACUACAGCAUAGAGGCUCUCACCCACGGCCAGGAGCCGCUGAGUUGGCCCGAGUUUAUGCAACGUUUUAAGCUCUUGGAUGGCUUCCUGAUCAAACGAUUGGACAACACAUACAUGUUCUUUCACAGCUCCCUAAGGGAAUGGCUGAUGCGCAGGGAUGAGGGCGAAUCCACGAAAUUUAUGUGCGAUGCCCGUUUGGGUCAUGCAGCCAUAGCGUUUCGUAUGUCCCGCCUGCAGGCUCCAUUGCAGCCCCAACUGACCCUGGAAUUGGGUCAUCACAUGCUCAAGGCUCAUCUUUAUGGAAGCGCCAGUCAAGCGAUACUCUCACCCCGGGAUUUACAAUCAUAUUGGCUGGCUGGGGCAGCGGAUAACAUUUCAGCUGCUUUGGGUUCCCUACGCAAUGUCUACAGUCCCAAUCUGAAGGUGUCGCGCCUCGUCUUGUUGGCUGGAGCGUCGCCAAAUCAUCGCACCGACUACAUGGGCGGUGCUCCCAUUCUAUGCAUAGCAGCACAUGAGGGAAUUUUGCCUAUGGUCAGUCUUUUACUGGAAUUCGGUGCGGAUGUUGGACUAACCAAUAGCCAAGGCUGUUCACCACUUGUCCUGGCCGCCAUGCGUGGCCAUUGUGAUGUAGUGCGUCCCCUGGUGGCUGCCGGCAGUAGCCUUGGUCAAUUGGAUAUCACGCAACGUUGUGCGUUGGUUCAUGCCGCCCGCAUGGGUCAUUUGAGUGUGGUCAAGUAUCUGUUGGCCUGUGAUUGGACGCCACGUCCCAAUUCGCAGGAUGUGUCACGGUCUGUCGCCUUGCAACAGGCUCUGAUAGGUGCCGCCGCCCAGGCCCAUGUUAAGAUACUGGAAGAUCUCUUGGAUCUGAAUGAGAACGAAUACGAUCUGGAUAUAAAUGGCCUGGAGCCGAGCAGCGGGGAAUUGGCCCUUACAGCAGCCGGACGACAUGGCUGUGUGGAUGUCAUAAAUAUCCUUUUGUCCCGUGGAGCACAGAUCAAUGCCAGGAAUCGUCAGGGUUUCACAGCCUUGUGGCUGGCCGUUAAGGAGGGACACUUGAGUGUUGUGGAACAAUUGCUGCAGCGGGGAGCCCUUCUGGACGAGCAUUUGGGCGAGAAUCGUAAGACGCCACUCAUGAUUGCCGCCGAGGAGGGUCAUCUGGAACUGUUGGAAUUACUGCUGGCACGCGGCUCUAACUUGGAGGCCCAGGAUCACGAGGGAUUCACUGCCCUGAGCUGGGCUUGCCUGCGCGGGCAUUUGGCUGCCGCGAAAUGCCUCAUUGAGCAGGGCUGUAAUCGCCAUCACGAAGAUCAUAAUGGACGAACGGCUCUGGAUUUGGCUGCCUAUCAGGGUGCGUCCAGCAUGGUGCUCUAUAUACUCGAACAGGGUGGCAAUCUAGAGCACAUUGAUGUGCAUGGCAUGCGUCCAUUGGAUCGUGCCAUUGCCUGCCGCAAUAUCCAAGCUGUGCAGGUUUUCCUGCGCAAGGGGGCCAAACUGGGACCCACUACAUGGAGCAUGGCCAUGGGCAAACCGGAGAUUUUGGUGGUUCUACUCAAUAAACUGCUGGAAGAUGGCAAUGUAUUGUAUCGCAAGAAUCGAUUUCAGGAUGCCGCUCAUCGUUAUCAGUAUGCUUUGCGUAAGAUCUCCGGCCUUGAGCAGCUGCUGGAGAGGAAUGCCGUAUUUGCCCAGUUGCGUACGAAUCUUUUGCUGAAUCUGUCACGCUGCAAGCGAAAAUUGAAUGAACUUGAUGCUUCUAUAGAUUUGGCCACGCAAGCCAUUCUCCAGAAACCCAACAGCUAUGAGGGCUACUAUGCCCGGGCCAAGGCGCGCAUGGAGCUGGGCUCCUUGAACGAGGCCCUUGUGGAUGCCAACGAGGCCAUGCAACAGGCUGCCCAAAGCGGUGUUCUCUGCGAGGUGGUCGAGGUCCUUAAACGCAUCCAAGCGGAGCUGCUAACCCGCAUCUCAUCCAGUGAGGAUCACAAUCUGAAUGCCGGUGCCGUCUAUGAAUCUCAUCAGGAGAUCACCGAUUUGUAA
Drosophila willistoni is the source of this 5528-nucleotide messenger RNA. RefSeq names its product protein TANC2 (gene rols). Lineage: Eukaryota; Metazoa; Arthropoda; Insecta; Diptera; Drosophilidae. The coding region runs from base 369 to 5528 and encodes 1719 amino acids. Gene Ontology annotation, molecular function: protein binding. The transcript has 7 exons. The record is from RefSeq and is a predicted model, not a curated record.